Messenger RNA from Cygnus atratus (black swan), 3915 nucleotides. It is a transcript of the gene MYBPC3, whose product is annotated as myosin binding protein C3. Lineage: Eukaryota; Metazoa; Chordata; Aves; Anseriformes; Anatidae. Gene Ontology annotation, molecular function: protein binding. The transcript is spliced from 33 exons. Bases 64 to 3915 code for a protein of 1283 amino acids. The record is from RefSeq and is a predicted model, not a curated record.
CCUGUUUAGCUCAGACCCUGCUUCCUAGAUACAGCUGGGAGUUUCAUCAGAAACAAAGUGAAGAUGCCAGAGGCUGUAAAGAAAACAGUUUCUGCAUUUACCAAGAAGCCGAAGACAACAGAGGUGACAGCCGGAAGUACAGCUGUGUUUGAAGCAGAGACAGAAAAAGCCGGCAUCAAGGUGAAGUGGCAGCGAGCUGGCACAGAAAUUACUGAAAGUGAGAAAUAUGUCAUCAAGGCAGAAGGAAACAAGCAUUCGCUGACAAUCAAUAAUGUAGUAAAAGAAGAUGAUGUGACAUAUGCUGUAAUAGCUGGAAGUUCCAAGGUCAAAUUUGAACUCAAGGUCAAAGAACCAGAAAAGAGUGAGACGGUCACUCCUGCAGAAGCUGCUCCUGCCCCAGCUGCCUCAGAGCUGCCUGCUCCGCCAGUAGAAAGCAGCCAAAACACAGAAGUUCCAUCUGCUGGGACUCAACCAGAAGAGCCUGUGGACCCUAUUGGGCUCUUUGUGACACGACCUCAGGAUGGAGAAGUUACUGUUGGUGGAAAUAUCACGUUCACUGCCAAAGUCGCAGGUGAGAGCCUGCUGAAGAAACCGUCAGUGAAAUGGUUCAAAGGAAAGUGGAUGGACCUAGCAAGCAAAGUGGGGAAGCAUCUCCAGCUGCAUGACAGUUAUGAUCGAAACAACAAGGUGUACACCUUUGAAAUGGAAAUCAUAGAAGCAAAUAUGACUUUUGCAGGAGGGUACAGAUGUGAGGUGUCUACUAAGGACAAGUUUGACAGUUCUAAUUUCAACCUGACUGUCAAUGAAGCGCCACUAAGUGGAGACUUGGAUAUUCGUGCUGCCUUCCGACGCACGAGCCUGGCAGGAGGGGGGAGACGGAUGACUUCAGCCUUUCUCAGUACUGAGGGACAUGACGAAGCUGGAGAGUUGAAUUUUAGUGCCCUACUGAAAAAGAGAGACAGCUUCUUGCGCUCUGUAAAUCGAGGUGAUGGAAAAACUGAAUCACAACCUGAGGUAGAUGUCUGGGAAAUUCUGAGGAAAGCUCCUCCUUCUGAAUAUGAGAAAAUCGCUUUUCAGUAUGGCAUCACAGAUUUGCGUGGGAUGCUGAAACGCCUCAAACGCAUAAAGAAGGAAGAGAAAAAAAGUACAGCAUUCCUCAAGAAAUUGGAUCCAGCUUACCAAGUGGACAAAGGACAAAAGAUUAAAUUAGUGGUUGAAGUUGCCAAUCCAGAUGCUGACGUGAAAUGGCUGAAGAAUGGACAGGAGAUCCAAGUGAGCGGCAGCAAAUAUAUUUUUGAAGCUGUUGGGAAUAAGAGAAUUCUGACCAUAAACCACUGCUCUCUGGCUGACGAUGCAGCAUAUGAAUGUGUGGUAGGUGAGGAGAAGAGCUUCACAGAAUUAUUCGUAAAAGAGCCUCCAAUCCUGAUCACUCACCCACUGGAGGACCAGAUGGUGAUGGUUGGAGAGAGAGUGGAGUUUGAGUGUGAAGUGUCUGAGGAAGGAGCUACUGUAAAAUGGGAGAAGGAUGGAGUUGAGCUGACACGGGAAGAAACAUUCAAAUACCGAUUUAAGAAAGAUGGAAAAAAGCAGUAUCUAAUUAUUAAUGAGUCAACCAAGGAGGACAGUGGACACUAUACCGUGAAAACCAACGGUGGGGUAUCAGUCGCUGAACUAAUUGUACAAGAGAAAAAGCUGGAAGUUUAUCAGAGCAUUGCGGACCUGACAGUGAAGGCACGUGACCAGGCUGUCUUCAAGUGUGAAGUUUCUGAUGAAAAUGUGAAAGGAAUCUGGUUGAAAAAUGGCAAGGAGGUGGUACCAGAUGAAAGGAUAAAGAUCUCCCACAUUGGCAGAAUCCAUAAGCUAACUAUUGAGGACGUUACACCAGGUGACGAGGCUGACUAUUCGUUCAUCCCUCAGGGAUUUGCUUACAACCUUUCUGCCAAGCUUCAGUUUUUGGAGGUCAAGAUUGAUUUUGUACCAAGAGAAGAGCCUCCCAAAAUCCACCUUGACUGUCUGGGCCAGUCCCCUGACACUAUUGUUGUGGUGGCUGGGAACAAACUGAGAUUGGAUGUUCCCAUAUCAGGAGAUCCAACACCCACUGUCAUCUGGCAGAAAGUGAACAAGAAAAGCGACCUGCUUCGAAGCAAUGAUGACUCCGUGACUCCCUCAGAAAACAGCAGUGAUUUAAACACUGAUAGUAAGCUUCUGUUUGAGUCUGAAGGCAGAGUUCGUGUGGAGAAGCAUGAAGACCACUGUGUCUUCAUCAUUGAAGGAGCUGAAAAGGAGGAUGAGGGAGUAUACAGAGUUAUAGUUAAGAAUCCAGUGGGAGAAGACAAGGCUGAUAUCACAGUCAAAGUUAUUGAUGUUCCUGACCCUCCAGAAGCUCCCAAGAUCAGCAACAUUGGAGAAGACUACUGCACUGUGCAAUGGCAACCACCUAAAUAUGAUGGUGGGCAACCAGUACUUGGCUAUAUUUUAGAGAGAAAGAAGAAGAAGAGCUACCGAUGGAUGAGACUGAACUUUGACCUUUUAAAAGAGCUAACCUAUGAAGCCAAGCGAAUGAUUGAAGGAGUAGUUUACGAGAUGCGGAUUUAUGCUGUGAAUUCUAUUGGCAUGUCCCGGCCAAGCCCUGCCUCCCAACCCUUCAUGCCAAUUGCUCCUCCAAGUGAACCAACCCACUUUACAGUGGAAGAUGUCUCUGACAGCACUGUUGCCUUGAAGUGGAGACCCCCUGAACGGAUCGGAGCAGGGGGAUUAGAUGGCUACAUUGUGGAAUACUGCAAAGAGGGAUCUACAGAAUGGAUUCCAGCUCUUCCCGGCCUAACUGAGCGUACAUCUGCACUGAUUAAAGACCUGGUGACAGGGGACAAACUUAAUUUCCGUAUAAAGGCUAUAAACUUGGCUGGUGAGAGCGGAGCAGCAAUAAUCAAGGAGCCCAUUACUGUUCAAGAGAUCCUGCAGCGUCCUAAAAUCUGGCUGCCACGCCAUCUCAGACAGACUCUGGUGAAGAAAGUGGGUGAGACAAUCAAUAUUGUGAUCCCUUUUCAGGGGAAACCUAGACCCAAAAUAAUUUGGACAAAAGAUGGUCAAAGUCUAGACGCCAAAGAUGUGGGCAUUCGGAACAGCAACACAGACACAAUCCUUUUCAUCAGAAAGGCAGAGCUUCAUCACUCAGGAGCAUAUGAAGUCACUCUUCAAAUAGAAAACAUGACCGAUAAAGUUGCAAUAACAAUACAAAUCAUAGACAAGCCUGGCCCUCCUCAGAAUAUAAAGCUUACAGAUGUUUGGGGAUUUAAUGCUGCCCUGGAGUGGACACCCCCACAAGAUGAUGGCAAUGCACAGAUCUUGGGCUACACAGUCCAGAAAGCUGACAAAAAGACAAUGGAAUGGUAUACUGUUUUUGAUCACUACCGUCGCACAAACUGUGUAGUGUCAGAACUGAUUAUGGGAAAUGAGUAUUUUUUUCGAGUCUUCAGUGAAAAUUUGUGUGGAUUGAGUGAAACUGCUGCAACCACUAAAAAUCCUGCCUAUAUCCAAAAAACAGGCACCACUUACAAGCCACCUUGUUACAAAGAACAUGACUUCUCUGAACCUCCUAAAUUCACUCACCCUUUAGUAAACCGGUCUGUGAUUGCAGGAUACAACACCACGCUCAGCUGUGCUGUGAGAGGAAUCCCCAAGCCAAAGAUAUACUGGUACAAAAACAAAGUGGAUCUCUCUGGGGACGCCAAAUACCGCAUGUUCGGUAAACAGGGUGUGUUGACCCUGGAGAUCCGGAAACCUACUCCAUUUGAUGGUGGCUUUUACACCUGUAAAGCUGUUAAUGAGUGUGGUGAAGCUGAAAUAGAGUGCAGACUGGAUGUCAGAGGUAAUCAGAUGAACGUUAUGCAUAACACUAAUACUGCAGUGAAGUAA